AUGUCUGAUAUUCAAAGCCUUUUUAAACAAAGUUGCAUCAUACCCGAUGUAAUAACUAUAGCACCGUCUGAAAUACUUAAUAUACAAUAUCCCAGUGGCGUCACUGUUGAUUUGGGAAAGGAGUUGACACCGACACAAGUCAAAGAUAAGCCUAUUGUUAAAUGGGCAAGUAAAAACACAGAGUAUUACACUCUUGCAAUGGUAGACCCAGAUGCACCAAGCCGAGAAAAUCCUAAAUUUCGCGAAUGGCACCAUUGGCUUAUAGUAAAUAUUUAUGGUGGUGACUUAAAUACAGGUGAAGUUCUGUCAGAUUACAUCGGUUCCGGACCACCGAAAGGAACGGGAUUACAUAGAUACGUAUAUUUGGUAUUUAAACAACAGGAAAAAGGCGAUUUUUCAAAAGUACCGAAAUUGCCAAGCAAUUCAGGGGACAAAAGAGGCAAAUUUUCAGUUGCUAAGUUCGCCCAAGAGUAUAAACUUGGAACUCCCGUGGCUGGAAAUUUUUAUGUCGCUAAAUACGAUGACUACGUCCCAAAAUUGUAUGCCAAAUUGAAAGGAUAA
This is a messenger RNA of Leptosia nina, 561 nucleotides long. Lineage: Eukaryota; Metazoa; Arthropoda; Insecta; Lepidoptera; Pieridae. The record is from the annotation of a GenBank genome assembly.